Messenger RNA from Zymoseptoria tritici IPO323, 1007 nucleotides. RefSeq lists its product as uncharacterized. NCBI's taxonomy places the organism in Eukaryota, Fungi, Ascomycota, Dothideomycetes, Mycosphaerellales, Mycosphaerellaceae. The transcript has 2 exons. The record is from RefSeq and is a predicted model, not a curated record. The coding region runs from base 414 to 1007 and encodes 197 amino acids.
UUGCUCCGAUACGAGACUACCGGAAAACCCGCUCAACCUGUCCCAGCUCACCACGAGCUGAUUCACAGACAAGCAACACCAAGGCGGCGUCCCGCAGAUCCAGCGAUGCUUGCCAGGGCAUCCGGAGCCGCACCGUACCCAUGGAUCUUGGGUUGAUUGUUGCCAAAAUUAGCAGCCGCCCAGUCCGACAACAUGCCUUUCGAUCGGCGAGGCUGUGCAUGGCCAUCAACACAACUCGACAAGAUACAGUACACCAACGACGGGCAAGAGUGAUAUAAAGGACAGCGUGCGACCCUUCGAGUGACUGAUCAUCAUCGUCACCACCACCAAGCAUCCCAACACCAUCAUCCAUACUACAACGCACAAACACCCCAUCAAAUUUCCAACACAAAUUUCCAACACAAAACGCAACAAUGAAGUCCACCUGCGCCAUUCUCUUCGCCGCCAUGGCCGCCGCUGUCCCGGCGCCAGUGCCAGCAACCGGCCCUUUCGGCAGCGCCACCAACCCUCUUCGCUUCAUCGGACGGUUGAAUGUCCCCGGCGGCAACCUUCCCGGUAGCACCGGCACCACCGUCGACGCCAACAGUCGCUCCUUCUGGUUCGGAAAAUACACGUGGACCUACUCCGAGCUCAAGACUCCACAAGCCAACACCGACACCACCAUCUUCCGCAUGGCCGUCGGCGAGGGCACCCUUUUCCUCGACACCCAGGACGUGGAAGGCCAGGCGGUCUACGUCAACCCGGACGGCGAGCUCAAGUUCCGGGCCUUCCACCCCUUCAAUGGUGAAGCCGAUGACGCUAUCUACAAGGGCUUCGACGUGGUCGAGCACGUCACGAAGUUGCAGUUUGAAGGAAAAGAUUUCAUCGCAUGCCCGGUCGGUGCGAAGGAUUCGGGCGAUUAUCAAAUCUUUGCGGCGAGCAGGGCGCACACGGCCAAGGAGAACUGUACCCCGUUCGAGUGGAAGAACGAGUUCACGACCAAGCCAGCUGCUUACUCGUACAUCUAG